Messenger RNA from Xiphophorus hellerii (green swordtail), 921 nucleotides. RefSeq lists its product as uncharacterized. The coding region runs from base 59 to 718 and encodes 219 amino acids. NCBI's taxonomy places the organism in Eukaryota, Metazoa, Chordata, Actinopteri, Cyprinodontiformes, Poeciliidae. The transcript is spliced from 2 exons. The record is from RefSeq and is a predicted model, not a curated record.
UGUUCCGGGGUUCUCUGGUUCUCUUGGUGGGGUUUUCCUGUCCACCUCUUACCACCAGAUGGCGACAGGUUCCGGUUGGAGUGCGGUGGUGUCAUCAGCCACAGCUGUCAUCAAUUACCCUCAUCAGCGGAGCAUACUUAAGGAGUUGACCGCCAGUCCUGCGUCGCCUGAGUGUUUGCCAGUCACGGUACCUCUGAGCCCCCUUGAGCCCUGUCUCUGUGUUCCUCGUUGCCUUGAGCCUUCUAGUGAUUCUCUUUGUGUUCCUCUGUUGCCUUCAGGUGAUCCCUUUGACACUCUGGACCCGUGGACCAGAGCCUGGCAGCUUUCCUGGUUUCAGAACCACCCUCGUGACGCCGUGGAAGAUACCCACUGGUUGCCCGAGUUCCCAGACUCACCUCUCCGUUGUUUUGCAAGUAUCUCCUGGACCCCACGGCUGGCGGUCGAACCACUCCGCUGUGUCUCCGUUGCACCCAAGCCUACCUGUCCGUUCUCCGCCGCACUCCUCCGUUUGUUCCUGGACCCACUAAGAGACCGAGACCCUGGACAUACUCAGUUACCCUCCAAGAUUCAGAUCCAACCACCACCAAUGAACCACUGCUGCCCAUUACCGUUGAUUCCCUGGACCAGACCACCUUCCCACACUCUGAUAAUUGUGUACCUUAAUAAAUCACUUAAACUGAUUCCUACUCUCCUGUCUUGUGUUCUGCAUGUGGGCUAGAAACCUUUAACCCAUCAUGACAGAACACUCAGGCCAACAAAUCAGCCCAGCAGACGCAAUCCGGAGAGCAUUAUCAGAACAACAAUCAUUAUUACAAACCCAUGAACAUGCCUUAAGAGAGCUAAGCAGAAUCCAAACCGAAACAAACCAACAGUUGUCUGAAUUAACCCGCUAUCUUCGAGGUCCCACCCCUCAGACUUCUC